AUGUAUUGUUUUUAUCAUUUUUUAGAAUCAAAGUUCAACAAAUGGAAACAAAAUGCCAUCACUGCGGCUGGUGGAAAUGGAUGUGGACAAAAAAUAAAUCAACUCAAUGGCCCUUACGGAAUCUUUAUUGAUGAAAAGAAGAAUAUUUUCAUUGCUGAUUGUUGGGAGCAUCGUGUUGUUGAAUGGAAACGUAAUGCAAAAGGAGGACAAAUCAUUGCAGGUGGAAAUGGCAGAGGAAAUCGAAUAAAUCAAUUGAAUGAGCCAACAGAUAUUAUUUUUGAUCAACAAUCUCGUUCGAUCAUCAUUGCUGAUCGUGAGAACAGACGAGUGAUCCGAUGGAUGAAUCAAAAUCAACAAAUUCUCAUUAAAAAUAUUGGCUGUUGGGGCUUGGCAAUAGAUAAAAAUGGAUUUCUUUAUGUUUCUGAUACUCAGAAGAAUGAAGUGAGACGAUGGAAAAUGGGAGAAUAUAACAACGAAGGAAUUGUAGUGGCAGGUGGAAAUGGAAGAGGAGAUAAACUCAAUCAACUUGAUUUUCCUACUUUUAUCUUUGUUGAUAAAGAUCAAUCUGUUUAUGUAUCAGAUGUGCACAAUGAUCGUGUGAUGAAAUGGAGAAAAGAUGCAACAGAAGGAAGAAUUGUGGCUGGAAGGAGUGGCCCAGGGAGAAACCUGAAUCAAUUCAAUCAUCCUCAAGGAAUAACUGUUGAUGAUUUGGGUCAAAUCUAUAUGAUAGAUUGGGGGAAUAAUCGAGUAAUGCGUUGGUGUGAAGGGAAAGAAGAAGGUGAAAUUAUUGUUGGUGGAAAUGAUCAAGGAAAACAAUCAAAUCAAUUUAAUGGUCCCCGUGGUUUAUCUUUUGAUGACGAAGGAAGUCUUUAUGUUGCUGAUGGUCUGAAUAAUCGAAUUCAAAAAUUUGAAAUAAAUAUGUGA
Messenger RNA from Adineta steineri, 924 nucleotides. Lineage: Eukaryota; Metazoa; Rotifera; Eurotatoria; Adinetida; Adinetidae. The record is from the annotation of a GenBank genome assembly.